AAAUUGGAAGAACUAAUCGAGAACUUGAAAAACCAGGACCCAAAUCCAAUCUUUAAUCCUUUAGAAAUGGGAAUACUUAAAGCAGUUCCUAAACAGAAAGUGUCGCAUUGUCGUAGAAGAAAGAGACAGUUGGAUUCGAGUAAACAUUUAAAAUUGAAAUUAAAUUUAAAUUGUUGUCCAUCCUGUGGAAGAGUUAAAAAAGAUCAUUUUCUUUGCCACCAUUGUGCAUUUGAAAUUAGAAGUUUCUGGAAACGUUUGGAUAAAAAGAAUAAUCCUCAAAUUGAGGAACAAAGAAAGUUUGCUAAUCAAGAAUUUUUAAGUAAAACAGAUCAAAGAAUUUUGUAUCCUGGGAGAUUUGAUGCAGACGAAAUGCGUCAAUUGAGAAAUACAGAUAAUUAUAUUCUCAAGAGAGAUAAACCUAUAUUUUUUGAAAGAAAU
Messenger RNA from Ascoidea rubescens DSM 1968, 438 nucleotides. It is a transcript of the gene MRPL32, whose product is annotated as mitochondrial 54S ribosomal protein bL32m. Gene Ontology annotation, cellular component: mitochondrial large ribosomal subunit. The transcript has a single exon. The annotation marks the transcript as partial. NCBI's taxonomy places the organism in Eukaryota, Fungi, Ascomycota, Saccharomycetes, Ascoideales, Ascoideaceae. The record is from RefSeq and is a predicted model, not a curated record. Gene Ontology annotation, molecular function: structural constituent of ribosome. Gene Ontology annotation, biological process: translation.